GAGGGCUCUAAGAAGCCAUGGACGUCAAGAGGCUGCAGGGGGCGCUGAAAGAUUUUGAGAAGAGAGGGAAAAAGGAAGUUUGUCCUGUCCUGGAUCAGUUUCUUUGUCAUGUAGCCAAGACUGGAGAAACCAUGAUUCAGUGGUCCCAGUUUAAAGGCUAUUUCAUUUUUAAACUGGAGAAAGUGAUGGAUGAUUUUAGAACUUCAGCACCAGAGCCACGAGGGCCUCCCAAUCCUAAUGUUGAAUAUAUUCCCUUUGAUGAAAUGAAAGAAAGAAUACUGAAGAUCGUCACUGGAUUUAAUGGCAUCCCUUUUACUGUUCAAUGACUCUCUGAAUUGCUAACAGAUCCAAGGAGAAACUAUACAGGAACAGACAAAUUUCUCAGAGGAGUAGAAAAGAAUGUGAUGGUUGUUAGUUGCGUUUGUCCUUCUUCAGAGAAAAAUAGUUGCAACAGUUUAAAUCGAAUGAAUGGAGUGAUGUUUCCUGGAAAUUCACCAAAUUAUACUGACAGGUCUAAUAUAAAUGGGCCAGGAACACCCAGGCCACUUAAUCGACCAAAGGUUUCCUUGUCAGCCCCCUUGACAACAAAUGGUUUGCCUGAGAGACCAGACAGCAAAAGUCUACAGCAAAAUGAAGAGAAAAAUCACAGUGAUUCUCCAAUACCUGAUGCGGAGGCGUCCUCGUUGAGCCCAGUAAAAAAUAAACGUACAAUUGAGGAUGCUGUGGAAGCCGAGGGACAUGAGGUAAAAAGACUCAGGUUUAACAGAGAAGAUGACGUCAGAGAGCUGGCCAGUCAGACGGUCUCUCAGGAGAGUUCUUCAGCGGCAGAAGAAACCAAAGUUUCAUCACCUCAGGGAAAGGACAAAGAAAGUAGUUGCACCAGACAGCACUGUACGGAUGAUGAUGAAGAGGACGAUGAAGAGGAGGAAGAAGAGUCUUUUAUGACGUCAAGAGAAAUGAUCCCAGAAAGGAACAGUCAAGAAAAAGAAACUGAGGAUGCCUUAACUGUGAAUGAAGAGACUUCUGAGGAAAGUAACCAGAUGGAGGAAUCUGACCUGCCCCAAGCUGAGGAAGAUUCACAUUUGGGAGCUAGUGAGAAUCCAGGCACUGUAAGUAGAGGCUCUGACUGCCAUGAGACAGAAGAGCUAGGAGAAUGCGAUUCAAGCCCAGCUGGAGAGAGCCUUACUGAGCCAUGUAUGGAAAAUGAUGAAGCCACGGACAUCACAGAUGAGCCAAUGGAACAAGACUAA
Jaculus jaculus (lesser Egyptian jerboa) is the source of this 1250-nucleotide messenger RNA. Its product is annotated as serine/threonine-protein phosphatase 4 regulatory subunit 2-like. Gene Ontology annotation, molecular function: protein phosphatase regulator activity. The record is from RefSeq and is a predicted model, not a curated record. NCBI's taxonomy places the organism in Eukaryota, Metazoa, Chordata, Mammalia, Rodentia, Dipodidae. Gene Ontology annotation, biological process: protein dephosphorylation. Gene Ontology annotation, cellular component: cytoplasm; nucleus; protein phosphatase 4 complex.